AUAGACUAUUAUGAUGUAGGACAUGCUGGUACAUCUUCGUUUUCCCUUUCCAAUAACCUACAACACAGCUAAACAUCAUUCUGCGGCUCGCACUUACGGCUCGACACGACUCACUCCACAGGGCACCAAAGUUCUAACCCAUUUCGGAUCUUAGGAAUGAAGCUUCAGAUAGCAGCCGCGCGCAAAAUGUCUAUAGGGCAAGCCUUAAUGCUCUUACUGGUACUGCGGUUUGCGCAAGGGUCGCGGCUUGUCGAGCAACUUGAUGGGCAUUUUGGCCAGCACACGGUAUCGAAAAACAACCCAAGCGCCCAAGGCGACCUUGCCAGCCUCGAUGCAAAGACGCUUCUGGACCGUUGCCUGGCCGACGCAGCCUGCAGCGCCUCCCUGACUGCUGCAGCCCGGCAAUGGCUGCCCAGCCACCCGCUCAGACCCGCCGCCGGCGUUCAGCCCGCCGGUGAUGACAGCACCAACACCGGCAGCAGCAGCAGCGCCAGCAGCAUCCAGGCCACCGCCAACACCCCCACAGCGAUCACCGGCGUCAGCUGGAGCAGCCGUACGGAGGGCCGCCAGCAGGGCGACGAGGGGGCGGACGGCGAGGAGACCAGCCUGACGCUCAAGGGCUGGGCGGCGGCGGCGCUGCUGGUGGAGGCGGUGGCGGGCAUGUACCUGCCGCUGCUGCUGCAGCGCCUGCGCUCGCCGCAGUGGUGGCUGUCGCUGCUCAACUGCUUCAGCGGCGGCAUCUUCCUGGCGGCGGGCAUCAUCCACCUGCUGCCGCACUGCGCUGAGGCCCAGGAGGCGCUCGGACCCAUCGGCCCCAACGGCGGAGACUACCCGCUCUACCUGGUGCUGGUGGUGGUUGGCUACUGCCUGGUGUUCUACGUGGAGCGAGUGCUGUUCGACGUGCACGGCGAGGGACACACGCACUGCCAGCACUCCAACGUAUUCAGCCACAGCUGCUACUACGAAGCCAUCUCACACAGACCGCACAACCACCGCAGCUGCGGCCAUGUGCACACCAACCACAACCAUAACCACCAGGGCUGCUGCGGUGGCGGCGGCAGCGGCGGCGAAGGAGCCGUGGAGGGUUCCGUCCAUCGCGGCCACGACCGCUCGCAUUCGCGCUCGCAUCGUCACAAGCCGCUGCAGGGCCCUCCUGCGCUGCUUAUUGGGGCGCCUGAGGGUGCGUCCAGGGUGCGUUCAGAGGACUCCUCUGCUGGCGGCCGCUGUGUCGGGGGCGGCUUCCUGCUGACGCUGGGCGCCCAGGCCGGCGCCGCUGAGGGAACUGGCGCGGUGUGCACGGGGGUUGUUCCCUCGCUGGCGGAUGUGCUGCUGGUGGGGGCGCAGCAGGGGCGGGGACAGCAGGAGCCGGAGGAGGAGGAGGAUGCGGAGUCGUGCCACAGCCACCACACUCCGCGGGCGGUGUGCGUGUGCGUGGAGGGCGAGGAGGAGGAGGAGGAGGAGCAGGCCCCGGCUCACAACCACCACCGUCAUCACGACCACCAUAACCACCACCACAACCACCAUCAGCAGCUUCACCAACACCACGGCUCGCUGCACGUACCGCUGCUGGCGGCUGAGGUCACCGCCGCUGCGCCCGCCGCCACACUGCCUGCUGUUGCCCCACCCGCUGCAAACGGCAGCGCUGGCGGCUGCUCAGGCGGCACCUCUGGUGACGCAUGCAGCGUAGCCUCCUGGCAGCAGCAACAGCAACAGCAGCAAACGCACCCCCAGUUGCUGCUGCCCGAGCCCGCCAGCUGCCCCUACCACCUGCAACACCCGGCAACCCUCCACCACCAGCACCCCCACCAGCACCACCCCCACCACCGCCCCGGCGGCGCCCCCCACUCCAACGACUCCUCCCUCUCCUCCUCCUCCUCCUCCCACUACCACCUCAACCACCACCACAACCACCACCACCACCACAACCACAACCACCACAACCACCAGGGGAACAGCAACCACAGCGGCAGUGACCAGCUCCAGCCCCACUCCCACUCCCACCCGCUACUGCUCACGCACCAGCGGCACCACACCAUCAAGCCGCGCUUCCGCUUCAUGCACGGCGUGGUGCUGCUGCUGGCGUUGGCGCUGCACACCUCCCUGGAGUGCAUCGCGCUGGGGCUGCUGCAGCAGCGGCGGCAGUUCCUGCUGCUGCUGGCCGCUAUCGCCAGCCACAAGGCGGUGUCGGCGCUGGCGCUGAGCAGCAGGUUCCUCAAGGAGGGCGCAACCAUGAAGCAGGUGACCAUCUACGUGGGUCCCUUCUGCCUGGUGGCCCCCCUCUCCAUCCUGGCCGGCGUGUACGUGGGCCGUGUGGCGCCACUGGCCUCACUGGUCUUCAGCUGCUUCGCCACCGGCACCUUCCUGUACGUGGGCGCCUCCGAGGUCAUCAUGGAGGAGUUCGAGGGCGAGAUGCGGGCGGAUCGGCGCGACAUCUCCACCGCCGCGGCGCGCUACAUCAAGUUCGGUGCGGUGCUGGCGGCGGUGGCGCUGGUGGCGGCUAGCGGGCUGCUGCCGGAGCCGGAGGGACACCACUGAGGGGGAAAAAUAAUAAUUAAGUGCAACAACGCAAUCCCAAUCCCGAAUCACUGAGGGGGAGGGGGGCAGGGGGCUAAAUGUGUACGGCGCUGCUGCUAGAAACAGCUGAGUUAAGAAAACUGGCCGCGAGUGUGUGUGUGUGUGUGUUAUGUGGAGGUAGAAGAGGGGGCAGGCGAUGGGGGGGAAACAUAGUGGAAAGGCGCCAUGUGACGAGGUACAUGGGACGACGCCGUUGAGGAUGGGGUGGAGAGGAAGAGCAUGAGGAGGCGUGGAGCACGUGAACCCAGCCGGGAGGGUCCCUGUUGUUGGCGGUGG
Molecule: messenger RNA, 2850 nt
Organism: Astrephomene gubernaculifera
Lineage: Eukaryota; Viridiplantae; Chlorophyta; Chlorophyceae; Chlamydomonadales; Astrephomenaceae
Source: the annotation of a GenBank genome assembly